This is a messenger RNA of Trichomycterus rosablanca, 1825 nucleotides long. It is a transcript of the gene slc25a1b, whose product is annotated as slc25a1 solute carrier family 25 member 1b. The record is from RefSeq and is a predicted model, not a curated record. Bases 155 to 1108 code for a protein of 317 amino acids. Gene Ontology annotation, molecular function: citrate secondary active transmembrane transporter activity. Gene Ontology annotation, cellular component: mitochondrion. The transcript is spliced from 9 exons. Lineage: Eukaryota; Metazoa; Chordata; Actinopteri; Siluriformes; Trichomycteridae. Gene Ontology annotation, biological process: mitochondrial citrate transmembrane transport.
UUUCCAACGCUGACAGGAACCAGGAAACUUUGUGCUGUCAAACCCACCUCAUCCGUGUUGUGUGUGGACGGCUGGGAGUGUGUGAGAGACCUGCACUGGAGAAUAAACGAUAAAGUGAACGAAGAACCGUGCAUUAGUACCGUACCGACUCAACAUGUCAGGAGAACCGAGAUUCGUGAGUCCUUUUUACCGGCCGCACUGUUUAGCUGCAGCCGCCCCGGCUGGAAAAGCCAAACUGACUCACCCUGGAAAAGCCAUUUUAGCAGGUGGACUCGCCGGAGGGAUUGAGAUCUGCAUCACAUUUCCAACAGAGUAUGUGAAGACACAGUUGCAGUUGGACGAAAGGGCGAACCCACCACGCUUCAAAGGGAUUGGUGAUUGUGUCAAGCAGACCGUACAGAGUCAUGGGGUCAAGGGCCUGUAUCGUGGCCUCAGCUCAUUACUUUAUGGCUCUAUUCCCAAAGCAGCAGUAAGGUUCGGGAUGUUUGAGUUCCUCAGUAACAAGAUGAGGGAUGAGUCUGGGAAGCUGGACAGUACCCAAGGCCUGAUCUGCGGACUGGGCGCUGGGGUAGCAGAGGCGGUAGUUGUAGUCUGUCCUAUGGAGACGAUAAAGGUCAAAUUUAUCCAUGAUCAGACCUCAGCAAAUCCCAAGUACCGAGGCUUUUUUCAUGGUGUUAGAGAAAUAGUUAGAACACAAGGAUUAAAGGGAACAUAUCAGGGAUUGACGGCGACAGUAUUGAAGCAAGGAUCAAACCAGGCUAUUCGUUUCUACGUCAUGACCUCCCUUAGGAACUGGUACAAGGGUGACAACCCCAACAAACCCAUAAACCCUCUGGUGACUGGAAUAUUUGGAGCCAUAGCUGGAGCUGCCAGUGUGUUUGGUAACACGCCGCUUGAUGUGAUUAAGACUCGAAUGCAGGGCCUGGAAUCUCACAAAUACAAGAACACUAUGGACUGUGCCAUCAGGAUUAUGAAACAUGAAGGGCCAGCAGCGUUUUACAAAGGCACUAUUCCAAGACUUGGGCGAGUGUGCUUGGAUGUGGCCAUUGUGUUCGUGAUCUACGAAGAGGUAGUGAAGGUUCUCAACGUAGUGUGGAAGACCGAUUAAUGCCGAGAGGGAGCACGCCGAGCACAGCCUGACCUUCACAUGAUCCCAGUGUCAUCUUGAAGCUGGAAGGGUGUCAGUAGGUGCUCACAAGUGGCCAAACAACAUCUCAUGAGCUGCUGAUGUGUGAAAUUUUCCUGAUGUUAUCAAGACCAAGAAAACAUUUCCUCAAUUAAUGUGAUGUGUGAGAAAACAUUCCUGACUCCAAGGGUUGGUUUGAUCUGGUAGAGUUUUUGAAAAGCUGAAUGCUUAAUGAGGAACGUCAUUUAAACAUUUGGCUUUAAUCAAGAACAAAGAGGAUCAAGCUGUACCUCAUGGUUUUAGCAUGCCAUUUUAGUAACAUGGUUUUGUUAGUAAUUUUACUCAUGGGAUUUUUUUUAUUCUUACCUUUCCAAGUGCCAAACGAACGUUCAGAUGCAUCAGUUUACGUCCACUGUCUGAUUUUUUGAUAUUCUGUCAAGGAGUCUUCACUCUUAUUUGCAAGAAGCUGCAGUAGCAGCAGAUACACCUAAUUACACUUGAUCUAUAGCUAUUACUAAGUCAUUUACACAUUCUUUCAAUAAUAACGUUUUAAGGACACAAGAGUUGAACAUGAACAAGCUAAAUGAGUGUUAUUUUUCCAGGCUAGAAUAUGACACUAAUAUACACUGAUUAGCCAUAAUAUUAAAACCACCUCCUUGUUUCUACACUCACUGUCCAUUCUAUCAGCUCCACUUACCA